AUGGCUCUUGCAGCAUUUGCUUCUGUGUUUAUGGGGAACUCAUUGGAGGGUGGCCUGCUUCUUGCAAUGUUCAGCUUAGCUUAUAUCGCCGAAGAAUACUUUACGAGGAAGUCAAUGGUUGUUGUGAGAGAACUGAAGGAAAACCAUCCAGAAUUUGCACUUUUAUUAGAAACGAGUGGAGAUAAGUCAACACGGUUUUCUAAUUUAAGUCAUACCAAGGUUCCUGUGCAGGACCUUACAGUGGGUUCUCAUAUUUUGGUCAGAGCUGGUGAGGCUGUGCCUAUUGAUGGAGAAGUUUACCAAGGUUCAUCGACAGUCACAAUCGAACACCUCACUGGUGAAACGAAGCCUCUUGAAAGGACGGUGGGGGAUGCUAUACCAGGUGGUGCUAGGAACCUGGAAGGAAUGAUGAUAGUACAGGUGACCAAAUCAUGGGAGGAUUCAACACUCAACAGAAUUGUGCAGUUGACUGAAGAGGGCAAGAUAAACAAGCCAAAGCUGCAAAGAUGGCUUGACGAAUUUGGAGAGCACUAUAGCAGAGCUGUUGUUGUACUGUCUUUAAUGGUUGCACUACUGGGACCAUUACUCUUUAAGUGGCCUUUUUUUGGUAACUCAGUUUGUAGGGGUUCAAUUUACCGUGGGUUGGGGCUUAUGGUGGCUGCAUCUCCAUGUGCAUUGGCGGCUGCUCCCUUAGCAUAUGCCACUGCUAUCAGUUCUCGUACAAGGAAGGGAAUUUUGUUGAAAGGCGGGCAUGUAUUAGAUGCUCUUUCGGCUUGUCAGUCUAUUGCAUUUGACAAGACAGGCACAUUAACAACCGGGAAGCUUAUGUGCAAAGCAAUUGAGCCCAUUCAUGGACAUUUGAAUGUGAGAAAUAGUCUUAACGUUUCUUCUUGCUGUACUCCGAGCUGUGAAAGUGAAGCUCUAGCAGUUGCCGCAGCCAUGGAGAAAGGAACAACCCAUCCUAUUGGGAGGGCAGUGUUACAUCACUCUGUUGGGAAGGACAAGGACCUCCCAAAAGUUCUUCUACAAAGCUUCGAGUCCUUACCUGGUAGAGGAGUUUUUGCUACUUUAAGCAUCACAAAGGUACAAGAGGCAAUAAAAAGUUCUGCAUAUGGUCCUGAAUUUGUCCAAGCUGCUCUAUUAAUGGAUAAAAAGAUGACCCUUUUCCACUUCGAGGAUGAACCCCGUCCUGGUGCCUGUGAAGUUAUAUCCACCUUACGAGAGAAAGCAAAACUUCGCAUCAUGAUGCUCACUGGAGAUCAUGAAUCAAGUGCUCUGAGAGUUGCUAAAGCUGUUUGUAUUGAUGAAGUGCACUGCUGUUUGAAGCCAGAGGACAAACUGAAUAAAGUAAAAGCAGUUUCAAGGCGAGGUGGGAGUUUAAUAAUGGUCGGCGAUGGUAUAAAUGACGCGUCAGCUCUUGCAGCUGCAACUGUUGGCGUCGUUCUAGCUCAACGUGCCAGUGCAACAGCAGUAGCUGCUGCAGAUGUUCUGUUGUUGCAGGAUAAUAUCUGCGGGGUGCCAUUUUGUAUUGCUAAAGCUCGUCAAACAACUUCACUGGUCAAGCAAAGUGUAGGGCUUGCCCUAACUUGUGUCCUUCUUGCUGCGCUUUCUUCUGUCUUGGGAUUUCUUCCUCUUUGGUUGACGGUACUUGUUCAUGAAGGAGGAACCCUUGUUGUCUGCUUGAACUCGAUACGAGCCCUCAAUGCGCCUACAUGGUCGUUGGCAGAUGAGAUCCAACAACUUGUUGAUGGCCUGAGGAAGUAUAUCUCGGCAAAGUUGAACAGCUCCUCAAAUUAUGCAGCUAAUACUGCCCCGUUGUAG
Messenger RNA from Triticum turgidum subsp. durum (durum wheat), 1821 nucleotides. Lineage: Eukaryota; Viridiplantae; Streptophyta; Magnoliopsida; Poales; Poaceae. The record is from the annotation of a GenBank genome assembly.